AUUUCUACAACCUUCCCCAAACAAUUCCCAAAUUCUCUCCCAAAGUCAUGGUUUUCCCUUUAAUUUCUACACCUUUUUUUUUUUACAUUCUCCUAUUCUGUUUUCACUGUCAAAACAUACAAUUACAUAUACAUACAUAUAUAUAAUAUAAAUUUAACAAAUGGGAGAAAAAAGUGUCUUUGAUGCCAUAAUAGUAGCAGAAGAUACAUUCAAAUAUUACUCAGAAGGUGAAUGGAAAGUUUCUUCUUCUGGCAAACAUGUGCCCAUCAUCAAUCCCACUACCAGAAAGACACAUUUCAAAGUCCAAGCAUGUUCACAAGAAGAAGUGAACAAGGUGAUGGAAUCAGCAAGAGUUGCACAAAAAGCAUGGGCUAAAACUCCUUUAUGGAAAAGAGCUGAAUUGUUGCACAAAGCUGCAGCUAUUCUUAAAGAUCAUAAGAAGACCAUAGCUGAUUGUCUUGUUAAAGAGAUUGCAAAACCUGCUAAAGAUGCUGCUAUUGAAGUUGUGAGGUCAGGGGACCUGGUGUCGUAUUGUGCUGAGGAAGGGGUCAGAGUUCUUGGUGAAGGGAAGUUUUUGAUGUCAGAUAGUUUCCCGGGAAAUGAACGGACAAAAUACUGCCUAACGUCAAAGAUUCCAUUAGGUGUCGUACUAGCAAUCCCGCCCUUCAAUUAUCCAGUCAAUUUGGCCGUCUCAAAGAUUGCUCCAGCCCUUAUUGCUGGCAACUCCAUUGUAUUGAAGCCUCCUACACAGGGUGCAGCAUCUGCUCUCCAUAUGAUACAUUGCUUUCACUUGGCUGGUUUCCCAAAGGGGCUCAUCAGUUGUGUUACUGGAAAAGGUUCAGAGAUCGGAGACUUUCUCACAAUGCAUCCCAGAGUUAAUUGUAUAAGCUUCACGGGUGGAGACACUGGUAUAGCUAUAUCAAAAAAGGCGGGAAUGAUUCCUCUACAAAUGGAAUUGGGUGGAAAAGACGCUUGCAUUAUUCUUGAGGACGCGGAUUUGGACUUGGCCGCAUCUAACAUCGUCAAAGGAGGCUUUUCUUACAGUGGUCAAAGAUGCACAGCAGUUAAAGUCGUGUUAGUAAUGGAAUCCGUAGCCGAUAUUCUCGUGAAAAAAGUUAACGAAAAGCUGGGAAAAUUAAGUGUGGGCUCACCUGAGAAUGAUUGUGACAUCACUCCUGUAGUAACAGAGUCCUCUGCUAACUUCAUAGAAGGUUUGGUUAUGGAUGCUAAGAAAAAAGGAGCAACAUUUUGUCAAGACUAUAAGAGGGAAGGCAAUCUCAUAUGGCCUCUUUUGCUCGAUAAUGUAAGACCAGACAUGAGAGUGGCAUGGGAAGAACCGUUUGGACCCGUGGUGCCUGUUUUAAGGAUUCGUAACAUUGAAGAAGGGAUUAACCAUUGUAAUGCAAGUAAUUUCGGGCUCCAGGGGUGCAUUUUUACGAAAGACAUCAACAAAGCUAUGUUGAUAAGUGACACCAUGGAAACUGGUACCGUACAGAUAAACUCAGCUCCAGCUCGAGGACCCGAUCAUUUCCCUUUUCAGGGCUUUAAAGAUAGCGGAAUUGGUUCACAAGGAGUGACAAAUAGUAUCAACAUGAUGACAAAAGUCAAGAGUACCGUGAUCAACUUGCCCAUACCUUCGUACGCGAUGGGCUAGUAAAUUUUACAUCUUAAUAUAAUGCUUUGGAGAACACUAUGUGUAUCUAUAGCUCGUGUAAUAUUACAGUAUUUGUGAUUUUGCUUGUAAUAGUUAUUUUUGUUGGCAAUAUAACAUGAGUUAUAAUAUACUAAAUUGGUUAAUUACUUAAAA
Messenger RNA from Erigeron canadensis, 1807 nucleotides. Its product is annotated as NADP-dependent glyceraldehyde-3-phosphate dehydrogenase-like. Gene Ontology annotation, molecular function: lactaldehyde dehydrogenase (NAD+) activity. The record is from RefSeq and is a predicted model, not a curated record. Bases 161 to 1654 code for a protein of 497 amino acids. The transcript has 9 exons. NCBI's taxonomy places the organism in Eukaryota, Viridiplantae, Streptophyta, Magnoliopsida, Asterales, Asteraceae.